This is a messenger RNA of Anthostomella pinea, 1554 nucleotides long. The record is from the annotation of a GenBank genome assembly. NCBI's taxonomy places the organism in Eukaryota, Fungi, Ascomycota, Sordariomycetes, Xylariales, Xylariaceae.
AUGGCAGAGCCAUAUCUUAUGUGGGUGGGCGGCAAGGAGCAAGCCGGCAAGGCAGAGCUUAUACCCAUAGAAGACCCUGCGACGGGGGAGAUCUUCGCGCACUGCCACGCCGCCUCGACCGAAGACGUCGGGACGACCAUCGCCCUCGCGCACAAAGCCUACAAAUCAGGCAUCUGGUCCCGCGCGCCCCGGCACGUCCGCGCCGACGUCCUCGACGCCUGCGCCAGCCUGCUCACCGCAGCACUCCCCUCGCUCAUCGCGCUCGAAGUAACGCAAACAGGCCGCGCCGUGCGCGAGAUGCAGGCCCAGGUACCGUCCCUGACGAAGUGGUUCCGGUACUACGCGUCGGUCCUGCGCGUCGAGGAGCGGCCCGUGCUGCCGACGACGGGCAAGCUGCACAACUUUGUCGACCGCGCGCCGCUCGGCGUGGUCGUGCAGAUCACGCCGUUCAACCACCCGCUGCUGAUCGCGGUCAAGAAGCUGGCGCCCGCGCUGGCGGCCGGAAACUCGGUCGUCGUCAAGCCGAGCGAGCUGACGCCGCUGACGACGCUGAGGCUGGGCGCGCUGCUCAAGGAGGCCGGGGUGCCGGAUGGAGUCUGUAGUGUGCUGCCCGGGUACGGCGCGUCGACGGGCAGGGCUUUGGUGGAACACCCGCUUGUGAGGAAGGUGGAUGUCACGGGUGGUACGGUCGCCGGACGGGCGAUCGGGGCGAUUGUGGGAGGCAACCUGGCGAAAUACACGGCGGAGCUUGGUGGUAAGGCGCCGCUGGUCGUGUUUGCCGGCGCGGACGUACAGUUGGCGGUCAACGGUAUCGCGUUUGGCAGUUUCGUCGCAAGCGGACAGACGUGCAUCGCGAGCACGCGGAUUAUCGUGGACAGCAAGAUCUUGCCCGAAGUACUGGACAAGCUGAAGGCAAAGACGGAGUCCAUUGCCAGACGCAUGGGCGCGCCGAAUAACCCGGACUCAAUGAUGGGGCCGCUGAUCUCGGCGAGGCAGCUGGGGAAUGUCGAGACGCUGGUCGAUGAGGCUUUGGCCAGUGGACGUGCCCAGGCGGUGGCUGGUGGGAAGAGGAUGAAGGGCACAAGUCCGCUUGAUGGGAUCGAUUUUUCUAAGGGCUACUUCUUUGAGCCAACAGUCUUGGUCUUUAGCGACGGUGAUAGCAUCCAGAAGACGCGCAUCUGGCGAGAAGAGGCCUUUGGACCGGUCAUAGUCGUGGUCGGUUUCGACACCGAAGAGCAGGCCAUCGCGCUGGCGAACGACAGCGAGUUUGGGCUUGGGGCGGGAAUAUGGACCCAGAACCUGGCGCAGGCGUUCCGUGUCUCCGAGCAGAUCGAGGCGGGUAUAACGUGGGUGAACACACAUCAUCGCAACGACCCGAGCAGUCCGUGGGGCGGCGCGAAGUCCUCAAGCGGUGUUGGGAGCGAGAACGGUAUAGAUGCGUAUCAUGCUUACACGACCACCAAGAGUACCAUCAUCAGCUACGCGUCGACGGAGGAGGCCCUGGCAUCGGAUGAUUGGUUCAGGGAGGGUGCAGGCAACGUGAGAUAUGGGUAG